GGUGGUGGGGGGGGGUGAGUGCGCGAGGUGCAGUGGUGGUGUUUGUGGGGUGGGUGCCGAUGUCAACCCUCCUCGAUGUCGCAACGCCGCUCAUCUCGUCGUGCGCCUUUGCCCCCCUUCGUAAGCGCUCGCUUAACAGCGUUUGCCCCCCCCCCCCCACCACCGCACCGCCUCCCAAAAGCCUGAAGAGGUUGCGUGCGGGUGAGCUUUCUCUUUGUCUUUAUUGGUGUGGGCAGACGGGCAGAAUUGUGUUUGCUUUCGUUGGCUGCGUGGGUGGGGAGGGGCAAGGGAGCCAUGCGAAGGAAUGGUGAAUGUUUGAAGGGUGGGCACGAUACAAUGCCGUAGUCGCUAUUAUCCAUCACGUUAGUGCUCUUGCAAAGACAUUUUCCCGAAGUAAACGACAGCAUGAUGUGGUUAUAUGUUUAUUUAUUUAUUGCGUAACUGUUAGAGUGCGUUACUGGCGUCUUAUAGGUUGUAAACAUCAUCCAGUGAUUUGAAAAUACUCUGCGGCGAGGGUUUCGUCGCGCGAACUGCAGCCGAAGGCAUGAUUUUUUUAAGCGAACCUCAAUUCAUACCGGGAGUUCAACGGGGAGCAAACUCGCACUCGUGAAUUCGUGAAGCAAAAUGCGCGAAGCUAUGGGCACAACGAAUUUUAUAUCGCGCGACCCUAACGUGCAAAAAUGUACGCCGUGCAACCCUUGAGUGCCGAUUUAACUUGCGAGCGGUUACAGCUCGCGGGAGCUCGGCCGAGGAUUUGCCUCGGAAGAUCCGUUGUGACUUCGGCAUGAUUUCUGUAUCGUGCCGGGCUACGGUGAGUAGCACACAUUCGGCACAUGUGCUGCCCCCCCCCCCCCAUCCCCACUCCCAUACCACUGUGCUUUUUGGACCUCGCUAGAUUGUUGUUGUUUUCUUGCCCGCAGUUGUUUUGCAAACUUAAAGAAAACAGAGACGGGGGUGGGGGGAAAAUGUAUUUAAAAAUGACCACUUUUCAGUAUAAUGCCGUCUUGUGGAGCUUCCCCCUCCUCCCUGCCACGUUUUGUUUCGGCAGCCUCCUGUAACCAAAAAAAAAAAUCCUUGGCAGCAACAAACAAAAAUGGUAAAAAUGCUCGCACUGAAUUCAAAGUGUACCGUGUGUACCGAGUGGUAUCGUUCAAAUGUAAACUGACAGUAGCCCGAGACGGCUGUGAGUUGGGGUUAGAGCAGGGCUGUUAUAACCAAACCGGUGCAAUAUGUUGUGAGCACGAUCCUCGUUUAAUUAUUUUUAAUGGGUGCAUUACUAGACUGCGUUAUUCCGUUUUGCGAUUUGCUUUUGCUGACGUGACGUAUAUUUAUUGAUGGCAAAAGGCACUUUUUUUGCACGCUUCUGUUUUGGUGUGGAGAGACACCGAAGAGGAAAAAGCAAUGCAUAUAUUCUCAAUUUGCUGCACUUUGUUGAUGCCAAUUUGCAUCUCGCUUGAAUCUAACUGUUUGGGUGGAGUCAACUUGGGCAUCUCCUUAUGAUACUAUCAAAAGUAAUGACGGGUUAUUUUUACAACUCGUGGUAGUGACCCGAAGCUAAAUGAUUAUUAAUCUCACAUUUUUGUAAUUUUUUUUUUUACGAACAUGACUCAACAUUUAGCUCGUAUUUAAUUUUAAGCACACGUUAUUCCAUCGUACAGAAUCGUGGACAAAAAUGAAUUGCCACCAAAAUAAUAACGACGAUGAUGUUGUAAACGAAGUGGUGCAGUUGAUUCCGCGCGUUGUUUUUGAAAGCCUGGUCGAGUUUGACUCUCAGCUACCAAAUGACAUCAGUUGGGAUUGAUCUGAAAUAUCUCCCCUCUCUACUUCACCAAUCCACAAUUACCGGCUUUGUGUAAUAUGAUGAGAAAGAAAAAAAGAACUCUCCACGACUUGGGUCUUCGUCGAUAUGGUUUUUGUUUUGGGAUAUACCGCAUCGUACAGUUCUUCACGACGUCUGACAUUUCGUGGAGCAGAAAUGGCAGCGUGCAGAACAACGUGCGGCACCCCCCCCCCCCCCCCCCGCCCCCUACCAAUAAACAUCGGAGAGAUCCACAACAAAACCGUUCAGACCUACGCGAUAAUAACCCCCAUGCCUCACACGGCAUGGGGAGGCCUUGAUCCAGAAGUGGAUUAACAAAAGGACGUAUAUAAUUGUUAUUAUUUGCCCUCCCUGGUGAGGUUGAAAAUCUGACAAACGUAACUCUGGAAGAGAGAGCAUUUUUGUAUUUUUUAAGGCUCUGAGAUUUAAUUUCUCUAAGGGUAAAGUUGCAAUAAUCCCACCUCUGCAUUGUAAUGAGAUCGUUUCUUUCGGAUGUCUUAAGCACCGUUGCGGGUUAAUGGGUUUGUGUUUUGUUUCGCGUGAACUGAACACCCAUCCUCUUGUCCCACCGUACAUUCUUGCGUUGCAUUAAAACCUGAUUGAGACGUUCCACCGGAUGUCGCGAUUCCAUUCCCUUUGUCUCGAUUCUGCUGUUUGAAACUGACAAUCUUUAUCUCCAGAUCGGCUAAAGGCUCCCGUAAAUCACUUGAAUUCCAUUUAAAAGCUGUUUAAACUAUUUGUAAACCAUUUUUUUUUUAUUUUACCAGGUAACACUAUGUGUGCAUGCUUUCAAUAUCGGUCGAUUUUUUCUUUUUUAAUACGACUUUCAUAGUUUUUUUUUAAUACAUAUAAAUAAUCAAUUCAUUUGUGAGAGACGGAUAAUGCGUCGAGGCUUUCAAACUUGGGUGGACAGCGAUAUUAAAGGACCGCUUUAAAAGAAUUAAUUAAUGAAAGCACGUGGAGACGUUCACGCCGAGCCUUUUUAUAUAGGCCGCGUGUGAUCUACCGGUGACCUUUUAAGGGAGGCAGUGGGUGGCCUCCGAUUGGCGAGGCUUGUUAUUUCGCGGUAUUCCAUUGAAAGGGGGCAUCAGGUGGGCCAAUAAAAAGCCACAACACAACGUUGCGGUCUAUGACCUCAGCCCGCUUUAUUUAUUUUGCUUCUCUUCAUCGCUCUCUUGCCUUCUCCCCCCCCCCCUUUGCUCUCUCUCUCUCUCACGUUGAUCAUUAGCAAUAAAACUGUUACUAACAACAGUCCUGGCGGCGGCGGUGUGUGUGUGUGUAGGAGUGACUGACGCCAAGGUUACAGCACACCGACGAUGCUCGCUUGCUUUAGAGAAGUGUGUCGCACGGACUUAGAAUGUGCAUGCCGUUGCAAUGAUGAAGCAAUUCGACUGAGUUGUUGUUUGUUGUGGCUCUUCUAAUAAUCCCAUUGAUCGCAAUUUUUAGUCACUCUCACGUGAGCAAUAAGCCUGAACCUUGAACAUCCAGGCAGGGCAGGUGGAUAUGCGACCGCAGUAGUGGGCCUGCACUCCGAUUGUCGGCGUGAAAGGUCGAGUGGCGGACUCGCGGGAUAGCUGGGUGCCGUGCAGGUGAAUGAAUCGGUUGAGCGGACUCACUACAGAAUCGUGAAGCUUCGCCAUUGAGAGACGAGGAGGGCGAAGCGUUUGAUCGGGGGCGGGUUCCGCGGGCGACGACGCUGUGGGGGUCGGACUUCACGGCUGUGUGCGGUUAAAGCCGAAAGGAGACGCGGACGAUGGCGGAGACGGCGGUCGACAAGACGGGAGCAGCGGGCGAGACGGACGAGAAGGCGGCAGGAGGGACGGCAUCGGCGCAACGCCCUGAGAGCCCCGGGGCGAGCGAAGAUGCCGCGUACAGCUUGGAGCAGAUCGAGAUGCUCACCGUUGUUGGAACCGGCACGUUUGGCCGCGUGCUGCUCGUUCGCCACAGGCACAGCGCGGCGUUCUACGCGCUCAAGGUGAUGAGCAUUGCGGACGUGCUGCGGCUCAAGCAGGAGCGACACGUCCAGAGCGAGAAGGACAUCCUCCGGGACGUGCAGCCCCACCCGUUCAUCAUCCAGCUGUUCUGGACGCACCACGACGAGCGCUUCCUCUACAUGCUCAUGGAGUUCGUGUCGGGCGGCGAGCUCUUCACCUACCUGCGCACGGACGGGCGCUUUGCGGCGUCGCGCGCCGCUUUCUUCGCCGCCGAGAUCACGUGCGCGCUUGCCUACCUGCACUCGCGCACCGUCGUCUACCGCGACCUCAAGCCCGAGAACGUGCUGCUCGACCGCGACGGGCACGUCAAGCUCACCGACUUCGGGUUCGCCAAGAUCCUCCAGGACAGGACCUGGACGAUGUGUGGCACCCCGGAGUACCUGGCGCCCGAGAUCAUUCAGAGCAAGGGCUACGGGAAGGGUGUGGACUGGUGGGCGCUGGGAGUGCUCAUCUUCGAGAUGCUGUGCGGGUACCCCCCGUUUUACGACGAGGUGCCCAUCAACAUCUACAAGAAGAUCUUGGACGGCAAAGUGGAGUUCCCAAGACUGCCUCAGCUGGACCUCUUCUCGAAGGACCUGAUUAAGAAGCUCCUGGCUUCGGACCGCACCAGACGGCUGGGCAACAUGAAGGAUGGGGCGGAAGAUGUUAAGAGGCACCGGUGGUUUAAACACAUCGACUGGGCGCUGGUUCCACAGCGCAAGCUGAAGCCUCCCAUAAUCCCCAAGGUGUCGCACGCCGGGGACAUUUCCAACUUUGAGUCGUACCCCGAGGAGGACUGGAAGGACGCCGCCGUCAUCCCGGCGAAGGACAGAGAGCCGUUCCGCGACUUCUGACAACGCUCGCCACCGUCUCUUUUGGGGGCUUUUUUUUUCUCUUUCGCCCGACGCGGUUUUCGAACGGUCGUCGAAAUCGGCGUGCGGCGAAACGUCGCGUAUUUAUGAUGUCCGACUGGCAGCGUGGCUGCGGUACAGCAGGUUCAAACGGCCGGAUGUGUGGACAUCCACGGAAAAUGACGGUUACCGGCAAGCAGGGGUUGCCACGGUGGCGAGAUGUUAACUACCUCGCCUGGUAUUCAGGAGGUCGUGGGUUCGAUCCUGACCUUGACACCUGCUGC
Messenger RNA from Petromyzon marinus (sea lamprey), 4927 nucleotides. RefSeq names its product cAMP-dependent protein kinase catalytic subunit PRKX-like. The record is from RefSeq and is a predicted model, not a curated record. Gene Ontology annotation, cellular component: cAMP-dependent protein kinase complex; cytosol. Gene Ontology annotation, biological process: protein phosphorylation. NCBI's taxonomy places the organism in Eukaryota, Metazoa, Chordata, Hyperoartia, Petromyzontiformes, Petromyzontidae. Gene Ontology annotation, molecular function: ATP binding; cAMP-dependent protein kinase activity.